Messenger RNA from Fonsecaea pedrosoi CBS 271.37, 573 nucleotides. RefSeq lists its product as uncharacterized. The record is from RefSeq and is a predicted model, not a curated record. NCBI's taxonomy places the organism in Eukaryota, Fungi, Ascomycota, Eurotiomycetes, Chaetothyriales, Herpotrichiellaceae. The transcript is spliced from 2 exons. Gene Ontology annotation, cellular component: cytoplasm; prefoldin complex. Gene Ontology annotation, biological process: regulation of DNA-templated transcription; protein folding. Bases 1 to 573 code for a protein of 190 amino acids.
AUGUCCCAGUCCGGACAGACGCCCGUCGACAUCACCACGCUGUCGGUGCAGCAGAUCUCGGCGCUGCAGGCUCGCCUGUCCCAGGAACUCGAGCACCUGAGCACGUCGUACCAGAGGCUGCGUGCCGCGCAGUCGCGCUUCCGGGACUGCAUCCGCAGCAUACAGGACGGGGUGCAAGGGAGGAGUGGAGACACGCCCCUGCUCAUCCCGCUCACAACCUCGCUCUACGUCCCCGGCACGCUGGCCGCGCCCAAAUCCUCCACCUCUGCCUCGUCAACUACGAAAUCGUCAAAACCCCCCACGGUCAUGGUCGACGUGGGCACGGGGUUCUUCGUCGAAAAGACCCCCGCGGACGCGACAAAAUUCUACCAGGGCAAGGUUGAGGAGUUGACCAAAAAUCUGCAGGACAUUGAGAAGGUGGUGGGCGGCAAGACGGAGAGUCUGAGGGUCGUGGAGGACGCGCUGCGCCGGAAGAUGGUCGAGGAGCAGCCCAUGCAGUUCGGUGCUGGUGGUGCUGGGCGACAGGCCGCGGCGGCGAUGGGAGGACCAAGUGCGAGCGGAUCCGCAGGGUAG